This is a messenger RNA of Seminavis robusta, 1740 nucleotides long. NCBI's taxonomy places the organism in Eukaryota, Bacillariophyta, Bacillariophyceae, Naviculales, Naviculaceae. The record is from the annotation of a GenBank genome assembly.
AUGCAGGCACGAGCUGGAGGCACCAAUGCGCUGCACACAAUUGUCACCAAGGGAUUCACAAGGGAGCAAGAACAAGAACAGCUCGUAGAGAUGCGUUUGUGGAGGCGCAGCAAGCACACUGACAAUCACAUUGUUGCAAAGGGUCCCUUCUCUGCAAAGGUGCAAGCUCAACAAAACACUACCAGCAGCAGUUCCAGUGAGAUCAUCCACCCAGAUGGCUUGGCAACUUCCCCAACAACUCAUAUUGCCAAAUCUAGUAAUACUGGUAGGAAAACCCAAGCAAACGCCACUGACAGCAGCAUGCAAGCAAUCAGCAAUCAUAGCCACCAAGAAAAUGUGUUGACCAACAAUGAACGGGCACACUCGAUUUCGACCAACACAUCAGCUGCAAAGCAACCGAAAAAUGAACUACAGCCGAAGAAAAAGGAAACACAAGACAGCAGCGAACGACACACUUCUGCGUUGUCAUCUGAAAAUCCCAAAGCACCAGUGCAGGAGAAACAGAAACCGCAACAUCAGCAGCAGCAGCAGCAGCAGCAAAAGCAAAAGCAAUCAACAAUCAGCACCAAUUCUACCUCAAGCACCGGAAGACGCCCCAGCAUGAUCAUUCACAUUGGACCUUCCAAGACUGGUACCUCCACUAUCCAAAGAGAAUCCAUUUCCUUGCAACCGUUUCUCACUCGGGACAAUUUCGUCUACAUUGGCAAAUUUGCAGAAAGCAAGUACCGAAGAGCAAGCAAAGCCGCCAUGCUGCUAAAAAAUGAUGGCUGUUUUCAAGAAGCAGCUGCGGCUUGGAAGUACAACAAUUCCAAUUUUAACGACACAGAGUGCUGGAUGGGACGCAUGUCAGGCAUCAUGAAGUACUACCACCAAAACAUCAGCAUGAUCCUUUCAGAUGAAGGAUACAGCUACAAGGGUCGAUUUGACAAUCACACAUACUAUCAAUUGCUUAGAGUUGCCUUUCAAGAUUGGAAUGUUGUUGUUGUCCCCACAUAUCGGCGUUAUGCUGAAUGGCUGCUCAGUGCUUCCAAGGAAGUCAACCGCAAAGGCUGCUUGAACCCAAAUGCUCCCUGGAAACACAAUGAUGGAAAGAAAUGCAAGGAUUUGUGGAAAAUGAUGGAUCGUGAUAGAAAAGCAGAACAUUUUCGAGCAUACCAUUACAGAAACUUGGAUGCUUCACUUCCAGCAUGGCGUGGUGCUGGGUUUCCCAUAGCACUUCUGGAUUUCCAUGGGGAACAGCACCUCACAUGCAGCUUGUAUUGCAAUCUGAUCACAGACACACCACAGACAUGCCAAGAAUGCCAAAAAAGACCAGCCAAUCAGCUCAAUUCUCAAUCUUCUUCUUUGACUGCCUAUAAUGAUAUUGUGUUUGUGGCAGAAGAAAUGGGACUCCUUCCAAAUUCCACACUACAGAAAUCACGGUUUGAGGCAACAAUUGAUCUAGCACAUUAUCAUGGGACCACUAUGGGAAAGAGGCUUGGUGAUCUUCCUUUGAUUUGUCCCAAGCAAUCAGAUCUUGAACAUUUACUCAACAAGUCACUGGCAUUUGAGCGCAUGGUGCUCCCUGAGAAGCAUCUUGACCUACAACAAGCACAUACUACCUCCUUUUGGGAGAUGGCCAAAGACAGGAAGGACUUUUGCUCAGUGGAUACAACCACCCUAUUGGAGGGGAAGGUUUCAUGGGAACAAGUGCAAGAAGCCAUGAAGGAGACAAAGGAAUGGUCUAUCCAAUACUAUUAG